Messenger RNA from Drosophila santomea, 1622 nucleotides. RefSeq lists its product as uncharacterized. The transcript is spliced from 3 exons. The record is from RefSeq and is a predicted model, not a curated record. Lineage: Eukaryota; Metazoa; Arthropoda; Insecta; Diptera; Drosophilidae. Bases 589 to 1377 code for a protein of 262 amino acids.
UGUUAUGGACACCUUUUACUUAUUUAAAAAAAUAAAGACAACUUUGAGCUACCAUGAAAGCCAAGCCGCCAACACCGAUAUGCGAAUGGCUUGCCAAUUAGCGCCCCCUGGCACCCAAGUGGACUCACGAUUUCCGAGCGGCUGAUAAAUUAGCGAAAUUUUAAUUUGAUUUCCUUCACAAAUUUCCGCCGAACCGGGCAUGGAUGUGGCCAUGGUGGACUGUGGUGGACUGGAUGGCCGGCCGGGUGUCGGAGUGUCUGGCCGCAGUGGACACAGAAGCCGAGGCAGCAAAUAAACUAAGUGAAUUUAUGGCCCCAGGGCAGGAGCGGCACACGUGUGCGACAUGCCCACACAUUGACACCUACCAAUAACCAACUAUCAAGUACCAGCCAUCCAAUAACCGCCUAACCACACAAUCCACACUCCCCACACUUCAUCCUCCAUACUCCACACUCCACACUCCAAUAGGGCUGCAGGUCCCUGGGCGCGUUUUGGAUCAGAUCAUCGUCUUGGUUCGGUUCGGUUAGGUUUGGUUUGGUUGGGUUUUUUGUUUAUGCUGGGCAGGCACAAACGAGCUGACAAUGCCCCAUGUCAGGGCGACGGUACGUGCGGCCAAACAAAUUACAGGGAAAUUGCGUCACCUGCAGGAAUUUCCACUCGGCAUUGUCAAAUGCUAUCAGAAAUCGUUGGACAUGUUGUAACAUUAAUUUGACAUUUUACGGCCCAGGACAGGGAUCGUUGUCAAUGAGACCGCAGAGCAGCGCAGGACAACGAGCAGACAGCUGUCGAGCGGACCAAGGAUGCUGGAGCCACCAGGGGAUCUUGCAGUGGCAUCUCGGGCACUCGGAAAAACAUGGGAAAUGGAGACUAUGUUUCCCUCAGUGCACUUCCAGCUUGGGAUGCAGCUCCUGGCGUUUUGCUCCGCCAGCUGGUGCAAUCUGUUGGAGCAGCGUAAAGGCAUUUCUGGCACUAAAACAAAUUGAUGCGGUCGGGAAAUCUCAUUGCCGGCUUAGUGAAUCUGAUUUGCGGUCAUCGGUCGUCCUCUCGUUAACCCAGAUUCGGAUUCCCGUGCUUGGUUCUACAGAUGCCAGGCUGCUGCUGCGAUUAAUUUGCUGCGGUGGCGAUAAUUUGUUAAUCGAAGCAUCCUCAUCGCAGCUUGCACUCAGUCCAGAAAGUUCUGGCAAUCCUCUCCACUUGCUCCUGCUCCAGUUGCAGCAUUGUCCAAUUAAAUCUGCCGAAAGUAGGGUGGGAAUCUUCGAUGUGGAUUCUGCUGUCCGGCUUGUUGGUUUAACGGCCGGCGUUCUUUUACGACGGCAUUUAGCUAAACUAUCCAGCAAACACCACUGGGGAGACUCAUCCCUGGGGUGGCUUCCUUGAUGGGUGAGCUCCGCAUGCUGAUGGUGCAGCAUUUAAUGCGGAAACGUGCCCCAAGUCGAGCUUCGAUUAGCGACUAGCCUGAAUGAUGUGUGCAGGUCAGCAGUGGAGGAUCACGCAACAACCAUUAUGGCCAGAGGCACGCCCACGCCUUCUUAAUGGCCCGCCAAUUCCCAAAAUCUGUUUCGGUUAAGUCGAAUCAUGCUGCGUCCUAAAAAGGGAGUUCUUAAAUUUCCAUUACUUCGAUU